This is a messenger RNA of Amaranthus tricolor (Joseph's coat), 2100 nucleotides long. RefSeq names its product membrane-anchored ubiquitin-fold protein 3-like. Lineage: Eukaryota; Viridiplantae; Streptophyta; Magnoliopsida; Caryophyllales; Amaranthaceae. Gene Ontology annotation, molecular function: protein binding. The transcript is spliced from 3 exons. The record is from RefSeq and is a predicted model, not a curated record. Bases 413 to 769 code for a protein of 118 amino acids.
AUUUAACAAAACAUGAGUGUUUAACAUCAAAAUGAGGUCACCCACAAGCUCAACCCUUCUUCCUCCCCCAACUCCCUAGAACUAACUUGGAAACUUUCCUCUUUCCAUCAUUUUUCUUCUUCAAUCUCCCUAAAUUCUUCCUAGAUCUUCCUUAAUUCUCCCACUCAACCUUUUCUCUCUUUCAAUUCCCAAUUUCUUCUCAAAUAUUACUUCCUCUUGUUCAACAAACAACAGAGAAUCACAUACUUUUUUUUUCUUUCUACGGUAUCAGUCCUUCUUUAGAAGAUCACUUCUCCAGAUCCAAAAACUUUAUUUUUUGUAAUUCAGUUAGGAUCAUUCUGGGUUCAAUUCAAAUUGGCCCAUCAAUUUUUGGUUUUUGAUAAUUGUAAGAUUGAAGUCAAUUUCAAUUCAAAUGCCGGAAGAAGAUCUGGUGGAUAUAAAGUUCAGGUUGUACGAUGGAUCAGAUAUUGGUCCGUUUCGUUACUCAUCUACUUCCACUAUUGAGAUGUUGAAAGAAAGAAUUGUCUCUGAGUGGCCUAAAGGAAAAACUGUUUUACCAAAAGUAGCAAAUGAAAUCAAAUUGAUAAACUAUGGUAAGAUAUUGGAGAACAAUAGAACUGUUGGCCAGUGCCGGGCACCUUUUGGUGAGCUUGCUGGAGGAGCCAUGGUUAUGCAUGUUGUCGUACAGCCAUCUCAAGCAAAAACUAAAGCAGGUAUUUACAUUUUUUUGGUUUUGUUUAUGAUGGUUUGGUUUGCUGUUGAUGUAUGAUUUUAUGUUUCCUGGAGAUCUUAUUGUCUGCAUAAGAUACUGCAUGCCAUAAUGUCUUAAAAUCUGAUAUAUAAGAUAAUUUGCAUGAGUUCCACCAGAUGAGAUUGUUGCCAUCUAUUGAAACGGAAAUAUGUGUUUUCGUAAUUGUUAUAUGAUGUUUUCUUGUUCUGGCAAAUAAUAUUUACCCUUUGGGCACUAUUUUCUUUCCCUUAUAUCCAAAGGAAGGAAACGGCAUCCUCCAUUUUCCCCACAUUAUUUCCCUCUAACUAGUUGCUAUUUGAAGAACAACAUUCCAUCACUUGAAUGUCAUUUUUUUUCAACUCUCCUACACUUCCCAUUCUUCCAAUAGAGCACUUACCUAUCUCUCUUAUGCGCUACCUUUUGCUCUAAUAGAAAAAAAACUGCUAACUUGAAACAUGUUUUUUAAAAUUUUAUGCUGUUGAGUUAUGCUUGAUGAGAAAAUUCCAAAUUUAUUAGUAUGUUUAGUUGAGAUUAUUAUCUUAUGUCUAUUAUUACGUCUAGUGAUAUAAUUUGUGUUUUGAUUUUAAACUCGGGUAAGCCUUUUUAUUAGGGGUGGGAUGUCUUGUAGGGCAUGUGAAUGAUGUUAGAACACGUCGUUUAUUUGGUAGUGCAAAUUGCAAGAUCUAUGGAGUAUUGCCUGCCUGAACUGCGGUGCUGCAGUUGUUUAACGCAUGCCCCAUACGACUAAAUAAAGCAACAAGUGUUCUUUAUUCUCUAGUAUUGAACAGAACCCAAGUUCUCAUUUUUGUAGCUUUUACUCUGAAUCAUGAUUGUUGACAUUGAAUGGUUAAGCCUCAAGAUGUGUAAGUCGUAACAUGUCUAUUUAAAGAUUUUUUGUCUUCUGGCAUGCAUCAGAUGCACAAAUAUAGUUAACUUUAUUCCUUCGGUGGAUCAGUCUUGAGAGUCUUUUAUCUGAAUUUGCUAUAUCCUUAACAUCGAGUUCAUCAUCUAUUAUUGUUCUGAGCAGAAAAGAAGAUUGAAGAGUCGAAGAAAUUUGUUUGCUCUUGCUCGAUUAUGUAGACCCAGUACCAUCAAAUAGGUGGAUAUUGUGCAUUAAGAAUUGGAAGCUGGAGUUUGCAGAAGCUUAUUUAAAAAGCCAUCCUUUCUUUUUUAUGCUGUGUCGGAAUUCAGAUUGAGCUUUAUCACAGCAAGUUUUAUACCGCUCUGGCCUCCUAAUUUCUUGGAACGUUUUUUUUCUUUUUUGAUGUAUGAGUAACACGAAGCUGUAUAGAGCUAUUUGCUGUAAUGGAAAACCACAAUCAACUGAAGAAUAUAUGCCCACUGUUUGUGUGACUGAUUCUAUGAUAAAA